AUGCCUCGACGUACAAAUCGUCGACCUUCCAGUCCUAAAAAACGGAAGCAAUACAAUGAACAAGACAUGGCUAGAGCUAUCAAGGCAGUUAGAGAAAAAACAAUGGGAUAUCUCAAGGCAGCCAGAUCCUUUAACGUUCCACGAACAACGCUUUUUCGACUUAGUAGAGAUGGCACAGUUACUCCAGAGAGUGCUGCAGUAACAAAGCUGGGAAGAAAAUGUAUUCUCGGUUCAAAGCUAGAGAAGGAACUAGUGGAAUAUAUCUUAGCUAUGGAGUCCAAAUUUUAUGGCCUUACAUCCCAAGACAUGGCGCAUGGCUUAUCAGUUGGCAGCAAGAAAUAA
Messenger RNA from Acanthoscelides obtectus, 342 nucleotides. The record is from the annotation of a GenBank genome assembly. Lineage: Eukaryota; Metazoa; Arthropoda; Insecta; Coleoptera; Chrysomelidae.